AGUUUGAGAAUCAACUGUGGCCAAAGAUACCAUAUGGUGCCAUUUCGAAAACAAAGCGUGAGGUAAGAAAAACGUUUUUUCCUCUCUAGGCUCUUCUCGUAGUCGCCUGGAUUCUGGACCACUCCGGUAACAUCAGCAUCAUGAAUUGCACCGUCGAAGGGUGCGGCAACAGCUACCGGAAAUGUCGUGGCAGAGUGGGCUUCCGUCUCCACGGCUACCCAGUCAAGCGGCCCGAGGUCUGCGAGCAGUGGAAGCAAUUUUCCGGCUGGAGUGGAAAUCUCACCAACGCAAAAAUCUGCUCGCAUCACUUCAAGCCGGACGACUACUUCUAUCAAACCAGCUCGACAAGUCCACAGGCACCGGUACUGCUGCAGGAUGCCGUUCCGUCCGUGGGGGGAUGUCCUCGUUGGCGACAACAGCAACAGCACAACAGCCACAACUCGGAUGCUUUUUCAUAA
Culex quinquefasciatus (southern house mosquito) is the source of this 458-nucleotide messenger RNA. Its product is annotated as THAP domain-containing protein 1-like. Gene Ontology annotation, molecular function: sequence-specific DNA binding. The transcript has 2 exons. The coding region runs from base 141 to 458 and encodes 105 amino acids. The record is from RefSeq and is a predicted model, not a curated record. Lineage: Eukaryota; Metazoa; Arthropoda; Insecta; Diptera; Culicidae.